AUGAAGAACAUCAUCGAUUUUCAUAAGAAAGCUGUUUAUGAAUUUGUUCCUGCGGAUGUAGACGAGUGUACCGCCAAUACCCACAACUGCGACAUUAAUGCCAAGUGCAACAAUACCGAAGGUUCUUUCAACUGCAGCUGCAAGGUUGGGUUUAGUGGCGAUGGCAAAAAAUGCACAGCUUUCAAGGCCGUAUUUACAAACCUCAACGCCGGUGGAAGAAUUGGACCAAUAACGCUGGGCAAUCACUACACAGGACAGGAUCAUGACGGACAAGUUACGCUGUCCAGCGGUGUUCAGCAGUGGACUGUGCCGUACACUGGUGACUACAGAAUAAAAGCAAUGGCAGCCGCAGGAGGGUAUGAUGGACGCCCUAACAGUACUCAGUACCGAGGAAGAGGAGCAAGAAUGGUUGGAACGUUCCGCUUAAACAAGGGUGAAGUCAUUCAGAUAGUUGUUGGUCAAGAAGGAGGAAUAAACACGAACUAUUACUCUUCUGGAGGUGGUGGAGGAACGUUUGUGGUGAGAGGAGCCAACACACCUUUGAUAAUAGCUGGAGGCGGAGGAGGCGUAAAUGGGGCUGACACAAGACACGAAGGAUGUGACGCCAGCACGAACACAACAGGGAAUCCUGGAUACAAAUCAUGGUCAGGGGGCAGCAAGGGACAUGGUGCACAGACUGCCGAUGAUCAUGGUUCAGGUGGUGGUGGUGGCGGGUUUUACUCCAGUGGAAGAAGUGGAAAGAAUUUUAAUGGAACCAAAGGAUUUGGUGGAGAAGGUGGUAAGGGAUUUAUUCAGGGAGGGGUGGGUGGAAGAGCCAGGUAUAACGAUGUAGAUGGUGGGUUUGGUGGAGGUGGUGGAGGUGAUGGAGUGAGAGGAGGAGGAGGAGGACGAGGAUACUCUGGGGGAAGCAGUGGAAAUAGUCGUGAUGACACCUGUGGGGGUGGGGGAGGCUCUUACAACGAUGGAAACAGCCAGGACAAUGAAUGUUGUUACAACAAUGCUGGUCAUGGUCAAGUGACUAUUACGUUCCUGGAGUAAAAAAAGUUUAUCUAAUGUGAUAAUGGCACUUAGUAUUGAGCUUUCAUUGAUUGACAUUCUAAUUGACUGAUAGCACUCAGUUAAAAUGCCAAAUAAGAUGUAACUGUUUAAAUUUUUAACCCUCUGUGAAACACGAAAGUCACCCACCUUAUUUUUGAUUUGGUUUACUUUUAGCCAUAAUUUCUUUCGGUCAUCUACUACAUUAACUGAGCUCGUUGCUUUUUUUUUUGUCAAAAAGUCAAAUAGGGUUCUAAAACUUGAGAUAACGAAAAACUUUUUUUUUUCAGAAAUCGAGUCUCACUCGUUUUACUUUUUCACCAGGGUCUUAAGGAAAGAUCACAUUAUCACACAAACCAAUCAUCACACUGUGCAACCUAUAACUAUGAUUAUAUCUUUUGGAAGCUUAGGAUUUAGUUUUGCCUGUUCUUUCAUAUCAAUCCUUUGAUACGAAUCUUCACUGACCUUCUUUUACCGAUGUUCAUUGAGAUCAGGGAAGAUUUUGAGAUCAAACAGUAAAGACGCCUAUUACACUGUAACAGUCUGGAAUCAGUAUGACUUUUCGAACUUAGCACUAAUCUUAACAUCGAGAAUGUGUUCUCAAAUGAUGAAGACUAACACGAGGGGAUAAUGAUACGCACGAGUUUUUCAAAGUUGAUAUAUCUCCC
Stylophora pistillata is the source of this 1703-nucleotide messenger RNA. RefSeq lists its product as uncharacterized. The record is from RefSeq and is a predicted model, not a curated record. Gene Ontology annotation, molecular function: calcium ion binding. NCBI's taxonomy places the organism in Eukaryota, Metazoa, Cnidaria, Anthozoa, Scleractinia, Pocilloporidae.